Molecule: messenger RNA, 594 nt
Organism: Cetraspora pellucida
Lineage: Eukaryota; Fungi; Glomeromycota; Glomeromycetes; Diversisporales; Gigasporaceae
Source: the annotation of a GenBank genome assembly
CAAUACAAAACCCUUAUUUGCAAAGCUUAUAAUAGUCCUGAAGGUCUUCUUCUUAAUGAUUUUUAUGCAACAAAUGAUUUAUUUGUACAUUCUAUUAUUAGUUCGAUUACAUUGCCUCAAUCUAUGGUUCAAUUGUUAGUAUCUCCAAUGCUUUUGCCCCCUGGCACUGAUCUUUAUACAAGAAAAUAUGAUCCUUUUAUUGAUAUGGAAGGUAUAAGAAUAAACUCUGUACGUUGUAGUAAAAUAGUGGAUGCCUCACAACUUGAUACUGACAUAAGUAACAAUCAAGUACCACAAUUUGCUUAUUACGUGCCGAACCAAAUUGACGAUGGCCAUGAUACUAGUUUUAAUUAUUCGAUGACUUGGUUUCAAAGCUGGUUUGACGCGAGACGUAAUAAUCCCAGCUUUACCAUGAACACAUUAUUUAUCAUAGUUUGGGCUUGUGGUGUAUCAAAUAAUCAUGUCCCCUGCAUUCUUUAUGGUUCUCCAGUCAAUCCUCCAUCCAAUCAUCAAGAUAAUACCAAUUAUUCAACUUAUUCAAUAAUGUCUACUGCUGAAGUAAAUUGGAAUUUAGGAUCUUGUAAAAAAAAUUAA